Molecule: messenger RNA, 6585 nt
Organism: Perkinsus marinus ATCC 50983
Lineage: Eukaryota; Perkinsozoa; Perkinsida; Perkinsidae
Exons: 20
Coding region: 1-6585 (2194 amino acids)
Biological process (GO): cyclic nucleotide biosynthetic process; intracellular signal transduction; phospholipid translocation
Cellular component (GO): plasma membrane
Molecular function (GO): ATPase-coupled intramembrane lipid carrier activity; ATP binding; ATP hydrolysis activity
Source: RefSeq, a predicted model, not a curated record
AUGGACAACUCGAUACCGAAAAACACAUCCGAUGAAGAAAACAGCAACGGACUACCGAACAGCUUAAUACGGAUGGAUCAAGAUAGUCGUUCAUCAUCCGACACGUUCACACCCCCUGCGGUUCGACCGAGUACCACUACAGUGAGCUUUGCAUCAACAGGUGAUAUUGGGCGCGAACAUGUUGCUAGAUCUUCCUCGGGACUGAACAAAGCUCGAGCCUUCGCUCGCGACAUGCUACCAAACUUAUUCAGGAGGAGUCGAUCUGCUCUGUUGGCCUUGAGCAGGCUAUACCAUACAGACAUUUAUUCGGUCAAUAGGGGCAGCUAUGCCUUCGGACUACUUAAUUUACAAAUCAACUCAGUGGAUAGGGGCAGCUAUGCCUUCGGACUACUUAAUUUACAAAUCAACUCAGUGGAUAGGGGCAGCUAUGCCUUCGGACUACUUAAUUUACAAAUCAACUCAGUGGAUAGGGGCAGCUAUGCCUUCGGUCUACUUCAUUUACAAAUCAACUCGGUGGAUAGGGGCAGCUAUGCCUUCGGACUACUUCAUUUACAAAUCAACUCGGUGGAUAGGGGCAGCUAUGCCUUCGGACUACUUCAUUUACAAAUCAACUCGGUGGAUAGGGGCAGCUAUGCCUUCGGACUACUUCAUUUACAAAUCAACUCGGUGGAUAGGGGCAGCUAUGCCUUCGGACUACUUCAUUUACAAAUCAACUCGGUGGAUAGGGGCAGCUAUGCCUUCGGACUACUUCAUUUACAAAUCAACUCGGUGGAUAGGGGCAGCUAUGCCUUCGGACUACAUUAUUUAGAAAUCAACUCAGUGGAUAGGGGCAGCUAUGCCUUCGGGCUGCACAGUUCAGAAAUAGACUCGGUGGAAAGGGCCCGCUAUGCCUUUGAGCUGCACGAUUUAUGGAUCGACUCGGUCAAUAGGGGCAGCUAUGCCCCCAGAAUCAGAAUUGACAUACACAUCGCCUCGACGAAGUACCGCUUGCUGACGUUCGUCCCGUUGAACCUCUGGGAGCAGUUCCACCGCGUGGCGAACUUGUGGUUUCUACUUGUCGGUAUUUGCCAGAUGCUCCCGUACAAUCUGAGUCCGACUUCUGAGUGGGCCACUAUCGUGCCCCUGGUAUUUGUCCUCAGCUUGACGAUGAUCAAAGAUGCGAUAGAGGACUAUCGUCGUUACAUGAAUGACACCAAGGUGUGCAUUCGAGUUAGCCACGGUCCUUGUCAUAGGAGAGUGGAACCUGCACAUGAUCAUAUGCUUGAGCUAUCAUAUCAGGCCGACAUGCUGCUGAUAGCCACCAGCGACCCAGACGGAACGGUAUAUGUGGAAACGAGUCAGCUCGAUGGAGAGUCGGCAUUGAAAGUCAAACAAGCUCUUCCCGAGACACGGCGGAUGUUCUCCUCUAUUCCAUUGGUUUCCGAGUGUGUCGGAUCAAUGACGUGCGAUGCCCCCAAUGCUCUCAUCGACGAGUUCAACGGCCUCUUUCGACUCAGAGGAGGGCUCAGGGAACCUGCUGAUGCGAAGAACCUGGUACUCCGCGGAUCGUCGAUCCGCAAUACGGCGUGGUGUUGCGGCGUCGUUGUUUAUGUGGGAAGGGACACUAAGUUAGCCAUGAAUAUGACUCCAAAUGCGCCAAUCAAGAGGUCGAAGGUGGAGCUCCAAAUAAACAGGUACCUGGGCUUCGUUCUUGGGUUCAUGCUGGCACUAUCUUUGGGACUAACCAUAGCUUUUGCAUGCACACGCGACUCGAGGGACAGGUCUACGUUAUUUGUGAUUCCAAGUGAAUGUCACGUUAGUCAGCGGCAGAAUGCUUUUCAGAGACAGCAAUUCUUGACAUUCCUUCUCCUAUUCAACAACAUGGUCCCGAUAUCACUUUACGUAACCGUGGACAUCGUCAGAUCAAUACAGGCAUACUUUAUUCAGCGGGAUCCUUAUUUGAAGGAAGGACAGCAUUCGAUUAUCGUAGGCGCAUCAGGCCUCAACGAUGAUCUUGGCCGGGUUGACUACGUUCUGGUUGACAAGACCGGAACCUUGACGGAGAAUCGGAUGUCGUUCAAAACGUGCAGUAUUGGUGGAGUACAGUAUGGGAGUGAAGAGAAGGCACCCACGGCUGAAAGUAUUCACUCCGACAACCUUUACUCUUGGCGAAGCAACAAGAUGCUCCCGGACACUGAGAAAAACCGCCUACGUGAUGAGGCGUUACUCGAAUAUCUGGGAGUCUCGGCGAUCACAAGGCCUCAGGAUGCUUUCGUCCAUCUGUUCAUGCUAACGUGCGCGAUAUGUAACACCGUUAUUGUCGAGACGUCAACCAAAUCACUGAUCGGAGUCCGUUUCCAAGGCGCUAGCCCGGAUGAGGAGGCCUUGGUUGAAAUGGCUGCGAGCUCGGGCUACAUCCUCACGAACCGAAGCUCGGAUUUCGUGUCACUUAGGAUACUACGGCCCAGUCCCGCAGGAAAGGAGCGACAAUGGGAGGAUACCACUUUCAAAAUUCUCGGUGUCAACGAGUUCACCAGCGAACGCAAACGCAUGAGCAUUCUUGUCCAAAUCAUGAAGACCAUUGAAACUGAUGAAGGGGACAUCGCCUAUAUCCCCGAUGGUAGCGGGUCUAUGCUAUUGGUGAAAGGUGCAGACGACGUGAUGGUCGAACUCUGCCAGAGAGGUGUUGGAGAGGCUUCAGCUAUCGCCUUAUGUGGGGUCCCUGUUCGGGAUGUUCGAGAGGAAACGGUUUUUGACAUCAAUGAAUUCGCAUCAACUGGUCUUCGAACACUCAUGCUAGCGAUGCGGUAUCUUGAUGAAGUCGAGACCUCAGAGUAUCUUGGAGCCCUGAAUGAAGCUAGGCACUCCAUAACGAAUCGAGCUGACCGAUUCGCUCAAAUAGCCGAUAAGUUUGAGACGAAUCUUAUUGUUCUCGGGGCCACUGCUGUGGAAGACAAGAUACAGCGUGGCGUGAAUAUAACGGUUUGUCGGAUGUUGAAUGCGGGCGUGAAGGUUUGGAUGCUCACGGCAAUAGACUGCUUCUCCUCGUCGAAGAGCAAUUCGAUAAUCUUGUCCAGUAUCCUCAUGAAUACCGGAUCGGUGGUGGCAUGUCGCUGUUCACCAUCACAGAAGGCACUGAUCGUCCAACUGCUAAAAAAAGCAGAUGAUUGUAUCACUUUGGCUAUAGGCGAUGGAGCUAACGAUGUUCCUAUGCUUGAGGUGGCCAACAUCGGUAUUGGAGUCAUUGGGAGCGAAGGAAUGCAGGCCGUCAGAGCCUCAGACUAUGCCAUUGCCACAUUCUCUCACCUUGGACAGCUGAUGUUAAUCCACGGCCGAGACUGCUACAACCGUAUUACCCUCGUUAUACUCUAUUCCUUCUUCAAGAACAUCUUCCUGAUAUUGCCGAAUGUAUUUUUCGCUUUGAGCAAUGCAUUCACUGGCACCUCCCUGUACGACUCCUGGAUCUUGAUGUCUUACAAUGUCUUCUGGACUUCCCUCCCCAUCAUAGUCAUCGGCGCCAUGGAUAUCACCCUGCCACGCUGGGUCGUUGUGAGGUAUCCCAUCGUAUAUGUUGAAGGGAGAAAGUCAUUCUCAUUCAAUGCGAGGAAGUUUAUCGUAUGGAUACUAGGAGCGACUUUCUGUGCUGCAGUCGCCUACGUUUCGGUCGCGGUCGUUGUGGGUUACUCUUCCGUUAUCACUCCCAGUGGCGAGUUGAUGAGUCACGCUUGUAUGGCUGAGUUCUAUGUGAUGAGGAUCGUCGAUGGAGUGGACGAUUCUCUCUUGGCUGCCUGGAUCCCCUUUAGUGUGCAUAUUGCUGCUCAAAUCCGAUUUCCGAGAGCACUUGCCCUAUCUAUCGUCCACAUUAUCUGUUUCAUCACGAUCCAUCUCGUUCGUACAUUGGAGAUCCAUCAUGGUUCGAGUAUGGAUGGACACGACUCGCGAGACUGUGGGGUCGAAUUUAAUAACCUCUGUCAACUGCUGGACUACCUCCCGAUGAUGCUCGCGAUAACAUCGAUGAGUGCGGCACUCGGAUACAAGACCGAACUUGAUCAGAGGAGCCACUAUCUCGUCUCUCUCAAUUCUAAAGUCGAGCAAUCCCGCAGUAAGGAAGUACUCAACAACAUGCUUCCAGAUUUCGUAGUCGAUUCGAUCAUUGAGCACAAUAGAGGGCUCCCCUUCGGUAGCAGUACUGAGUCUCGAUUGCUUUCCCGACGGUCAACAGAGAGUUCUUCUAAAACGGGCUCCUCAAGAAUCCCAUCUACAUUGGAAAUCGGAACAUUUGCCCGGCACUGUGGAGACGUGACUGUACUCUUCUGUGAUGUGGCCGACUUCCCGCAGUUGGUCGCUGCACUGGUACCGAAGCAGCUCAUUUUGAUGAUACACCGAUUGUUCAGCAACAUCGACAAGUUGGUGUUUGUUCACGCUUUGACUAAGCUCGAAACGGUCUCUGAGUCCUAUGUUGUCUGCAGUGGACUCAACCCGGAUGGUGACUCAUCUGAUCAUGUUGUGUCGAAGGAUGCCUUCCGCGCAGUAUUGUUGGGCUUGGACAUACUGGACAAUACCGCUCACAUGAAUGUCCCAGCGCACACUGGACCUGACGAGUGUAUGAGGGGGUUUGCAAUUGCUUUGGUUUUGAAAAUUGGCAUCCACACUGGUCCGGUCAUAUCUGGGGUGGUCGGCUCUAAAAGACCACAGUUUUGUAUCUUCGGAGACACCAUCAACACUGCAUCGCGGAUGAAGUCCACCGCCAUUCCUAAUCGUGUUCAUCUCUCGGCGAGCACUCGCGAGUGUUUGGAAUUCUCCUCGAGUCUUUCCUUCGAAGAGCGCGAGACGUUUGUCAAAGGAAAAGGGGUGUUGAUGACUUACGAUGCCUCUCGGGUUGUCGACUCUUCACAUCUGCAAGAUGUUGGCGCGAUGUCGACGAGCAGAGAUCUUGCGGUCUCGUUCGACACUUCUAAAGUGGAGAAGUUGGGAGGGAUUGAACCUCUACGGAGGCACUCCCAGGCCAGUCUCGGUGGCUCGGCAACCAGUACACUCACGGCUCCCGUUAGGAAGCUCAUCGCGAGCUUGAAACCAUCCAUACGUUGGCGGAAUGGGGCAGAAGAAAGUUUGGAUGAGCAAGCGUAUGAUGCUUUCCACUCGUCCAGCCCUUGGUUGGCUGGGUCAGAUGUUAGCUGCAAUGAGAGGACAAUUAAUUUCGACAAAUCUCGCGAUCUGAACUUGGCUGUAGAGGCUUUGCGACGCAACAAUGACCGAUAUGAUGUUCAAAAAGAGCACGCCGUCGAACGUAUGGAUCUCGGAAAAGAUCGGGCCAGCAUGUACACUAUGGAGUUCCUCCAAAGCUCCUAUGAGAUCCGGUUCCGAGAGGGUCGUUUGAUGACAUUUGUAACCUCGAGAUCGACUCGAUAUGUGCUCCUCAUUCUGUCGGUAUCUUACCUUAUCCAAACCAUCGAGCUUCUGGUUGCACCACAACAGCCGCAAGUCAUAUUUUCCCGCGUCCUCCUCGCCCGACUCACGGUAUGGAUCCUCCUGAUGGUAUUGUAUGUGCUCUACUCGCUGAGGAGUCUCUUGUCUGCGCCAGCUCUGAGACUACUCACAGUCGGAGUGUACGCCAUUGGGAUUUUGGUGGCUUCAUUACAUACCCUCGUUUUCGUCGAAAACGUGCGGCGAGAUGAUUGUGAUGCCGAUGAUCCUACAUGCAGUAAUCUGAGCAUCACCGAGUCGCCGGCUGCUACAGGAUACCAUUCUUAUGCGAAUAGCCUCGAACUGACCAUGUGGUUGAUUAUGAUCAAUUUCAAUGCUGCAUUGCUCUUCAAGCAUCUCCUCUACAUCAACAUCAUAAUCCUUAUUCCAGUAGUGAUCUCGUGGAAUUUCAGUGAAUACAUCGGAUCCGACUUGGCUGCGGAGGCAUUGGAAGCAUACCUAGCAGAUAGGUACAUGGCAUCACUAUACAAAAACAUGACCCUCUUAUUCGCUGAUAUAUGCAACUAUACAGCUUAUGCGAAGAGUGCCCCUGCCGAGCGAGUUGUAUCACUCCUCACUACCCUGUUCUCACGGUUUGACAGUCUAUCGGACACUUAUGCAGUGUACAAGGUACACACCAUCGGAGAUGCGUACGUUGCUAGCACAGAACCUAAGGAAGGUGUCGAUAAGGUACAGUCUGCUAGGAGGAUGGUAUCAUUCGCCCAGGCGAUGGUGGAGGCCCUUCAUACAGUCCGACAGGAAAUGUCCGCGCCAGACUUGGAAAUGCGGAUAGGCCUGCACUUCGGCAAGUUCGUUGGCGGUGUUAUUGCUACAACAAAGAUAAGCUAUGAUAUCUUUGGUGUUGACGUGACCAUCGCGAAUCAAGUCGAAACAGCUGGUAUACCUGGAAAGAUAGUCGCGUCCAAUUCUCUCCGCGGAUAUCUUGUUCAUUACUUCCCUGGCAAAUAUAGGUUUCGUUUCCACACAACAAUAGAGACAUUGGUCCCUGAUGAUUCUAGUGAGUACUUCCAGCAAAAACAUGGUCCGGCAAACAGUCAUCAGAGCGUCGUCGCCAAACAGCUGAAAAUCUACGAGAUAUCUACGAGCAAGAUGCAGUAUGGUCAGUUCGAUACUGUGAUCUAG